Delphinapterus leucas (beluga whale) is the source of this 3166-nucleotide messenger RNA. The record is from RefSeq and is a predicted model, not a curated record. Lineage: Eukaryota; Metazoa; Chordata; Mammalia; Artiodactyla; Monodontidae.
GAAGCCGGGGCAGGGGCGGAGCCGGGGCCAGGACAGGGGGCUUGGGCGAGGCCGAACUCGACUUGGGAGGCCCCGUCGGCUCGCCGCUGUGGUCCCGCGCCCCGGCCUUCGCCCAUCUCCUCGCAGCGGUCUGUACCUGGGUGGAAGGCUGAGGUGCAGGCAGUCAUGGCGCUGCGUGCUGCCGUGUUCGACCUGGACGGGGUCCUGGCGCGGCCCUCGCUCGCCAGCUCCUGGGACCGUGCGGAGGAGGAGCUGGCGCUGCCCAGAGGCUUUCUGAAUGGAGCUUUCAUGAAAGGAGGCCCAGAUGGUUCCAGUGCCCGCAUGAUGAAGGGAGAGAUCACAUUUUCCCAGUGGAUGCCAUUCAUGGAAGAAAACUGCAGGAAAUGUUCUGAGGACUCUGGAAUCUGCCUCCCUGAGAAUUUCUCUAUAAAUCAGAUCUUUGGCAAGGCGCUUGCAGCAAGAAAGGUCAACGACCCCAUGCUUCAGGCAGCUCUCACUCUCAGAAAGAAGGGAUUUACAACCUGCAUCCUCACCAACAUCUGGCUGGAUGACAGCACCCAGAGAGGCAGCCUGGCCCAGACGAUGUGUGAGCUCAGGCCGCACUUCGAUUUCCUGAUUGAGUCAUGCAGGAUCGGAAUGGCCAAGCCUGACCCUCAGAUCUACAAGUUCAUGCUGGACGUCUUGAAGGCCAGCCCCAGUGAGGUGGUUUUCUUGGAUGACUUCGAGGUUAAUCUGAAGCCGGCCCGUGACCUGGGGAUGGUUACCAUCCUCGUCCGUGACACUGACACUGCCCUGAGGGAGCUGGAGAAAGUAACCGGGGUGCAGCUCCUCCAAACUGCAGCCCCCCGACCAAUCCCCUGCGAUCCAAGCACCGUGAGCCAUGGGUACGUGCCCAUAAAGCCUGGGAUGUGUCUGCAUUUUGUGGAGCUGGGCUCUGGCCCUGCCGUAUGCCUCUGCCACGGAUUUCCGGAGAGCUGGUUCUCUUGGAGGUACCAGAUCCCUGCUCUGGCCCAGGCGGGCUUCCGGGUACUAGCGGUGGACAUGAAAGGCUAUGGAGAGUCAUCUGCUCCUUCUGAAAUAGAAGAAUAUUCCAUGGAAGUGUUAUGCAACGACAUGGUCACCUUCCUGGAUAAGUUGGGCAUCGCUCAAGCUGUGUUCAUUGGCCACGACUGGGGUGGCAUGCUGGUGUGGAAUAUGGCUCUUUUCUACCCCAAGAGAGUGAGGGCAGUGGCCAGCUUGAAUACUCCCUUCAUACCAGCAAAUCCCAAAGUGUCCCCAAUGGAGAUAAUCAAAGCCAAUCCUGCCUUUGAUUACCAGCUCUACUUCCAGAAACCAGGAGUGGCGGAGGUUGAACUGGAACAGAACCUGAAUCGGACUUUCAGAAGCUUCUUCAGAGCAAGUGAUGAGACUUUUCUCACCACGAACAGAGUCUGUGAAAUGGGAGGACUCUUUGUGAGUACGCCAGGGGAGCCCAGCCUCAGCAAGAUGGUCACCGAGGAGGACAUCCAGUUCUACGUUCAGCAGUUCAAGAAGUCUGGUUUCAGUGGUGACCUCUGUGAGGAUCAGAUGACAGCUCUGAGUUCUUCAGAAAAACACAAAACCCCACGUAACCUCAAAAACUGCAUACAUAUUCGGUGGGGGGGCGGUGGUUAUAGGCUCAGCUUUACUGAGCUCUAACUCACAUGCCAUAGAAUUCACCCUCUGAGAGUGUACAGUUCAAUGGUUUUUAGUCAUUUCAUGGAGCUGCGCCGUCACGACACAUUUUAUGGAUCGCCACGAUCCAUUUUAAAGUGUUUUCAUCUCCCAGAAAGCAGCUCUGUUCCCUUUCGCGGUCACCCCCACUUCCCCUGGGCCCCCAGGUCUGAUCACUCACCCAUCUGCUCUCCGUCCCCCUGGAGCUGCCUAUUCCAGAUGUUUCAUGCAAACGGAGUCGUACGCUGUGUGGUCCUUCGUGUGUGGCUCCUUUCACUCUGGUCCGCCCGUGUUGUAGUCUCUGCCAGACUUCGUUCCUUUUUCUCAGGUCUGUUUCUAUGCUGCGGUUCAGGGCCCUGCCCUGAAAUCACUGAGAAUCCCUCUUCACAGCCCCUUUUCUGCGUGUCCCUUCACGUAUUUGGGUAUUGCAAGUCUUCGAAGCUCGUGAGUCCUUUAGGGGCGCUUCAGGUCACCGCGUUUCCAUCUUCCUCCUCUCUCCUCACGCCCCCAUCCGUCACUCAGACCCAGGGGCGCAGAAGGAGCCCAACAGCAGGACCGCCUUCGUCAGCCCAGCCCACAAGUUCACAGUGUGGCGACCUUGGCCGUGAACACCCGUGGUGGCCUUUAGACCCCAGUGUUUCCAGUAUCACAAUUUCAACCUUUCCCUAAGCAUCUCCUUUCUUCCCCCCUCCCCACCCGAAGUGGGGGACAAUUUAAGAGUCUCAGACUGGGGGACAGAGGUUCUCUGGAAGGGAACGUAUAGGCAAUCUGAUCUGACCCCUCCUUGCACAGGAGGGAAAAUUAGAAGUCCCCAAAGGGCACGUGACUUGUCCAAGGCCUUUCCAGGCCCUCCCUUUCACCAGAAGCCUCAAGGGCCGGACAGCAUCAACCCAUUCCACACCUGAGGAUUGGGACAGUGCUCCAGGUACAGCCCUGGAGCCACCCUACCUGUCCGGAGGAGACACCUUGGCAUCACUUCCCGAUGUCACACUAGGAGGAAGCACCUCCCGGUGGCCCUUUUCUGUGGGCUCCCUGGGACAGGGGAGUGGCCCUGGUUGGUGAGGGCACUAAACCAAGCUCCCCCACCCCCGUCUUCCGAGACAGUCCCGGGAGAAAAUGGAGAGUCCUGUAGGGCUGAUUUCUGUGUGUCCCCGGAUGCCCACUUCAGAGAACAUCAGCCCUCAGCCCAGCGCUGUGCCUGCACCAGGCCGUGCUCGAUAAAGCCCGGCAGGCGCGCAGGGCACCGGGGUGUGAAUCCUGGGAUCUGUUCUCUUCGCCCUGCAAGAGCCUUUGCUCUUCCUGGGAAGACUGGCUCUAUGCUGAGUGGGUUGCUGUGGUGGGGUCUGUAGCACAAGCAUCUACUAAAAGCUUUCCUCUUUUUAUUCCUUCGUCCGCCCCUCCCAGGGGGCCUCUAAACUGGUACCGAAACAUGGAAAGGAACUGGCAGUGGGGCCGCAAAGGCUUGGGAAGGAAG